Messenger RNA from Mercurialis annua (annual mercury), 1209 nucleotides. Its product is annotated as RHOMBOID-like protein 10, chloroplastic. The record is from RefSeq and is a predicted model, not a curated record. The transcript is spliced from 9 exons. Gene Ontology annotation, cellular component: chloroplast membrane. The coding region runs from base 63 to 1064 and encodes 333 amino acids. Gene Ontology annotation, molecular function: serine-type endopeptidase activity. Lineage: Eukaryota; Viridiplantae; Streptophyta; Magnoliopsida; Malpighiales; Euphorbiaceae.
AAUUAUCCCAUUAUUUUAUCUCACCUUCAAGAGACCAGUUAUUCCUCAGCAAUGGGAUAGUAAUGGUGGUACAAAUUAUGGGAUCAUCAAUCUCCUUAUCAUCAUCACCUCCAAUCUGGUGGGUCCAAUUCAUCCAGGCGGGACCCACACCCACCACCACCAGAGCCGCUUCUCUCCGCCUCAGCUUCCUCCUCCACUCCUCCUUCAAGAAUCUCUCUCAUAUCUGUCAUGUGCCUAGAUUGAAGGAUUUGUGGUGCGAAAAAACGUCGGCUUUAAAGGGAAUCAAUUUUCUUGAAGUUCCGAAUGACAUACUUGCAUCCACAAGCUCACAUUGCUUGUCUUUCUUCAAUGGCGGAGAAACUGGAAUGGGCGGUGGAAUACAGGGAGCAUCACACUCUGAGAUGUCUAGAAGAAAUCCAUUCGAUGGAAGGAAGUUGACGAGUAUUCUUCUUGCUAUUAAUGUUCUAGUUUUUGCUGCUCAAUUUGCUACACAGGGAAAGCUGUUACUAUGGGGAGCUAAGGUUAAUAAUCUCAUUGACAAGGGACAAUUUUGGAGGCUGGUUACGUCCAGCUUUUUGCAUGCAAAUAUCGGUCACCUCAUGAUUAAUAGUUAUUCCUUGAAUUCUGUCGGGCCUACCAUUGAGAACCUUUGUGGUCCAAGGAGAUUUCUAGCUAUUUACUUUACCUCUGCAAUUACUAGUUCAGCCACAAGUUAUUGGCUCAACAAAGCACCUGCAGUCGGCGCCUCAGGUGCAAUCUUUGGAUUAGUUGGAGCUCUUGCUGUGUUUGUCAUGAGACAUAGAGGCAUGAUCAAUGGCGGAAAGGAGGAACUACAGAACAUAGCACAAGUGAUCUUACUAAACAUGGCUAUUGGCACAAUGUCUAGAGGCAUUGAUAAUUGGGGACAUAUAGGAGGUUUGCUUGGCGGAGUUGCUACGUCAUGGUUUGUCGGACCUGCAUGGAACUAUAAAUCAUUAGCUAAAGAUGGUCGAAGAAUUUUUGUUGAUGGGGCGCCAAUUCAUAACCUUCUCAACAGAAAGGGGAGGCCAAGGCCCCUUAGUUGAAUUGUUCAUUUUCUUGUAAAGCACACUAGUCUCAAUAACUUCUGCUUACUUUGUAAUUGAAAGUAAUUCCGGUUCACUGUAAAAGAUGAAUAAUCAUAAGGAAUAAUAACUUGAAUAGUAUAAUUCUCCCAUCAAUUUUUUUUUA